AUGUCCACAUUAACGUUCAAAAUCAGUUUACGUGAAAUUUCAAGUAAUUCGAACGUGAAUAUUUAUUUGAGUGUGUGUUUUGUGGAGCGGUCUCGAUAUCUCCUAUAGCUGGUAGCUUUGAUCGAAUCGUGUAGCCAUACAUAAGCUCGGUAGGCGUUUUUCCGGUAGUCGAGUGUGGUGUUGUAUAAUACAUAAUGAAAUUAUCAUGUAGAUCUUUUUUCCAAUCUCUGCCUAGAGCAGCGCUGAUCUAUAACCGUUUUACGAGAGAUCUGUUUUGCCGUUCGACGAGACCUUUUUUUUGCGGCCAAUGUGGUGUUGAAUGGUUCAAUGAGAUUCCGUGAAGCUUGCUGCAUAAAUCUAACUCUGUACUUACGAACUGCUUGGCAUUGUCGAGCGUUAUUGACCGAGGAUACCCCAGGCGAGUGAAAAUUCUGUCAAGCUUACAGAUUGUGUCCCUGGCCGUUAUUUUGGACAUUAUUUCCACCUCUUUAUAGCGACUAUAGUAAUCGAUGAUGACAAAAAGGUACGAACCACAAGGUAAUGGACCGAGGAAAUCCAUUGCAGUAUCAAUCCAUGGUCCAGACGGUAGCGGGCGACGACUCAUCGGUUCAGGUCUGAUUUGAAAUUUUUGAAUGCUUUGAAUGCACACCAGAGAUGCCAGGUAAAAAAAAAUCUGCAGUCUGCAGUCCAUAUAUACCGAUUAGCAGCGCUGCCAACUAAACCGAUUUUUGGACUCGAUACAGGAUCUGUAUACUGUCGCUGUCUCAUAAGGAGUUUCUAUCUGGACGUUUCUGACUAAUUUGUUGGACGAAGACGCAGCGAUAAUUUCGUUUAAUUUGACGGGAAAUCCAUAGGAUCGAUUACACGUAAGCGUUAAUUAUUGCGGUGAGUGCAAUUUUAUACUUUUUUUGGUAUUUUAUAAAUAAUUGGCGAAUAUCCCUAACGUUUGUUAGGAUCCUCAGAGUGAAAUUUUGAAUAGUUUUAAUAUUCAAAUGGCGCCCACAGUUGCAGCCACGAUUGAACCAUUCCGGAACGGCACGUCCUUCGGAGAUUGGGCUACACGAUUGAAAUAUUUUUUCAUCGUGAAUAAAAUUGAAGAUGAUAACGACAAACGGGCCUACUUCAUAACUAUGGGUGGUCCAGUAAUAUUUUCUCAACUAAAAUUACUUUUUCCGACUGGCAAUUUUGAAAAUGUUCCCUAUGAAGAGCUAAUUAGCAAACUGAAAGCUCGUUUGGAUAGAACCGAAUCGGAUUUAAUCCAACGACUUCGUUUUAAUACUCGUGUCCAACAACCCGACGAAACCUUACAAGAUUUUGCUUUGUCUUUAAGGUUACAAGCCGAAUUUUGUAAUUAUGGUGAUUAUAAAGACCAGGCCAUUCUGGAUAGGAUGGUUGCCGGGGUAAAAGAUAUUGAGUUGAAAAAAAAGUUGUUGAGCGAAAAUAAAUUGAAUCUUGCUACGGCAGAAAAAAUUUUGGAAACCUGGGAGAUGACAAGUGCGAACUCCAAACCUAUAACUGAGAAAGAAGACGAAGCUUUCGCUUUGAAAUUUGUUCCUGCUAUGGGCAGAGGGAAAAUUUUACAAAAUCUUGCUGAUGUUUAUAAAAAUAACAGUGGUAAAUUUGAAGAUAAAACACGUAUCCCAGUGAAAGACAGGCUCGGUUAUAAGAAUUUGACCGAUCGACGAUUCAAAAAAGUGCAAUUUGAGAACGCUAGAGAUUAUAAGGGACAGAAGCCUGCCGAGUGGAGGAAUGAUUUUAGGAGACAACCAGUGUUGGAUCGACGUGUUUGCAAUUUUUGUGGAAUACAAGGACAUGUAGCAAGGAAAUGUUACAAACAACGGAUUCAAAAACAGCGUGAGGUCAAUCUGGUGGAUGUUCCUGGUAGCAGCAAGGACAGUGUUUCUGAUCUUCUUAAUCGUCUGAAUACUAAAGAUUCUGAUGACGACGGCGAUUCUGAUUCAGGUGAAUUGUGUUGUAUGCAUGUUUCCUCUAUAAAUAAAAUUAAUAGCCCUUGUUUAAUUAAUGUUAAAAUUGACGGGAAAGAGAUUCAAAUGAAGGUAGAUUGCGGAGCUUCUGUAUCAGUGAUAAGCAAAGCUCAAUAUUUUUCGCAUUUUACAAAAACUUUGAGUAAAUCUUCGACAAAACUUAUUGUAGUGAAUGGGACUGAAUUGCAAUUAAUAGGGGAGGUGGUAGUCAAAGUGGAGUUUAGAAAUGUAAAAGCGAAUCUGAAAUUGUUGAUUAUAAACUGCAAAAACAAUUUCUAUCCGCUUUUUGGAAGAACUUGGUUAGACGUUUUCAUUCCUAACUGGAGGGAUUUUUUUGCGGAAAAUAUUUUAGUGAAUAAUAUUGGAAGAAAAAACUUCUUGGUAGAAGAAAUAAACUAUAGACCAUCCUCUAAAAUUAGUAAUGCGGAUUUCUGUUCUAGGUUUCCGCUAAAAGAUACUGUUGCCAAAGAGUACGAUGUAAUACAUAGUUUAAAUUUUAGCAAUGAUUUCCCGAUGGAUUUCAAACUUUUUGCUAGAGAAACAAAAUCAGACAAAUUUUUACAACAAAUUAUGAAGUUUGUACAGCAUGGUUGGCCAGACAAAGUAGACAUACACUUUGCCAAUGUUUUUUCUAACAAGCAUGAUUUAGAAAUUAUUGAUGAAUGCUUAUUCUCAAACUUUUACACACCAACCAUGGUGGAGUUGUAAAAAUGAAGCAAAUGGCAAGACGUUUCGUUUAUUGGUACGGGAUAAAUAAAGCAAUUGAAAGAUUUGUUGCUAACUGUGAAAGUUGCAACAGUAUGAUGAUUACACCAAAACCCAAAAUUACUUCUAAAUGGAAGGAAACUACUAGACCUUUUAGCAGGGUGCAUUUAGAUUUUUUCCAUUUUGAGCAUCGCACUUUUCUGCUUAUAGUAGAUAGUUUUUCUAAAUGGGUGGAACUGGAAUGGAUGAAAUAUGGCACAGAUUGCAAGAAAGUUUUAAGAUGUUUAGUUGCUUUUAUGGCAAUAUUUGGUUUACCGGAUGUUUUAGUUACGGACGGUGGCCCUCCUUUCAAUUCAUUUGCAUUCAAAAAUUUCUUAGAAAAACAAGGAAUAAAAGUAUUAAAAACUCCGCCUUACAACCCGGCUAGCAAUGGCCAGGCGGAGAGAUUAGUGAAAACAGUAAAAGAUGUUUUAAAAAAAUACUUAUUAGACCCAGAUAUAGCAGUAUUGCAUUUGGAGGACCAGAUAAAUUUGUUUCUGUUAAAUUUCAGAAAUUGUAUGACGAAGGAUGGUAAAUUUCCAUCUGAAAAAAUCUUCGUUUAUCGACCUAAGAUGUUGAUUGACUUAAUCAACCCCAAAAACAAAUACCAAAAUAAUCUAUCUUCUCCUGAAAUCCCGCAACAUGAUGAUUUAACGCAAUUAGGCCCAGCAAGUUCUGUAACGCCUUUAGAUGAUCUGAACGCGGGAGAUGAAUUAUGGUACAAGAAUAAUCAUUCACACAAUCAAGCAAGAUGGGUCCGAGCAACAUUUCUAAAAAGGUUUUCAAUUAAUACUUUCCAGGUUCAAAUUGGAAACGCGCAAAUUCUCGCCCAUCGUACUCAACUUAGAGUUUCGAAAGAUCCGGACUCGGUGGUUCGGCCAAACGCGCUGAUAACUGUCAGACCACGAAGAAGAUUGGAGGGACAACAUGAAACGACAUUGCAAGAUGGAGAAGAAGAAGAGAAACGACAGGAACCAAACUAUGAACAAACCAACCGAAUUCCGCGGCUUGGUUGGCCGGUGGACAGAAAAUCUAUUGAUGAUGAAGUUUGUUUUCGUGGAUUCCCAGAAGAAAACUUAGAUACGAAUUCUAAGACUAGGAAACGCAAAGCUACAAAGGAUGCUAUCGAAGCACCCCUCAGAAGAUCUAAAAGACGUCGGAAAAAUUUAAGUUUUGAUGAUUAUGUAUUGUAUAAAUGAUAAUUUUGUCGAUUUGUUGUCGAAGAAUUUUAUGAAAUAAUGUAAAAUAAUUUUUAUGAAUUCUCGAAUUAGGUUAAUUCUCUUCCUAAAUGGGAAGGACUUGUUGUAUACAAGAAUUUAGUACAACAGGGUAACUUUUACCCUAAAAAGUAGUUAAUCUGAAUUAAGUCUGUUUUGCAGAAUUCUAAAUAAAUGAUCAGCGUGCAGAGAAGACCGUUCUCUUUCUGACAGCUGACUGUGAACGAUUUAAAUCUAGUGUUGUUUAUUAAGAAGAAUACCCUUUCGCUCCAAUUCGUCAAAGUUUUAUUAGUUCUCGGAUAUACUUCGAAGUGGACCUGUUUCGGAUAGUUCUGGAGUCUAUGAGUGCACCACAACAGAAGAGCGUGAAAUUUCUACGGUUCUAUGCCCCGAACGUUUUCCGGUUGCGAGGAGAAUCGACUGAGUGGGCAGCACCCCGAUGAUGGCGAGGAACUAUCGAUUGCAUGAUACUGCAUGAUGCACAAGCCGGUGUCGAGUUUGUGCAAGGGCACUUGCAAUAGGCACGUAAAAAGACUGCUCAUGCGCCAACAAUGUUCGACAAAUUGGUGGUGCUGCUGCUGCAGUACGCUUGCAGACCCGUGGGGAACAAUUUAUUACCGGCUUGUCCUGUUGGUAUGAGACUUAUCGUGCUGUUCUUAGUGGGCAAAGACAUUCGAGCUAUGAUGGAUGGAAAAUUUUAUUGGUGUUGACUGGCGUAAGGAUUUGAAUAUACCUUGACUAUUCCAGUAGCAUCAGUCAAAUGUUGUUGUUUACAAAUGCAAAAAAAAAAUCAGAGUAAAAAAACCUUCAAGCCUUUGUUCUUUGUUCGAAGGUUUGCAUAAAACUUUUUUGGUUCGUCAAACUAUUUAUUCCAAUUUAUUCCUACCAGCUAAACACACAAUUGAGUCGGAGCAUAUGUGUUCUUUGAAGGGUCAUUUCUCUUAGGAGAAGUUUAUUUAAGAAUUGCUUACAGGUUAUUUACAUGUUCACAAUAGCAAUGAAGGACACACUUGAGAAGGAACAACACGGCAAUAUUUGAAUAGAAAUAAUGAGCACUAUUACAAUUGCAAAACAGAUUGGUAGCUACAGGGAGAAGCAAAAUUGAAAAUGGAAUUGCAGUGCGAGAUGUAAGAGGUCCAGUUAUGUUUCUUCAGGGUUAU
Molecule: messenger RNA, 5106 nt
Organism: Malaya genurostris
Lineage: Eukaryota; Metazoa; Arthropoda; Insecta; Diptera; Culicidae
Exons: 4
Coding region: 993-2693 (566 amino acids)
Molecular function (GO): nucleic acid binding; zinc ion binding
Source: RefSeq, a predicted model, not a curated record